CUUAUUUGUUAAGAAUUAUCAAAAUCCUGAUCAUGGAAACUAUCCAAGAGGAACCAAUAAAGAAAUCUUUGAUAUUUGAGCCAGAGCCAUUUAAAAUUCAAAAGGCAAGACCAAAGAGCAGCUCACUGCCAAUUUUGCUGAAAUAACAAGAACUUCAGGAAGAGGAUAAUAAUUUGCCAGCCUUCUCUAGGAAAUUUUCUUCAGAGCUAUGCUCCAAAAGCUAAUUUCAAACGGAGCAACAAUGUACAUAUGAAAACUCCCAAACUUAAGACUCACAAGUCAACCCUUCUAAAAUCCCUCGAUAAGAAAGCCAAUGUUGCUAAAUUAAAGAAAGUUCCAAGAAGAGCUUCUAUCAGACGAAAUCUUACUCGAGGUGCCAGUGAAAGCUCUGUUACCACAGAAGACCGGUCGAAUAUCAGGUCUCUUAAAUAAAGCAAAAUUCUUCAAUAACCUAAAGAAAUUAUCAGACAUGAGUAAAAAUAAGAUAAAUGAAUGGGAUGAGGUCCUCAAGCGAUGUAAUAUUGAGCCUAAGAAACCCAACACUGCACAACCAGGCAUGAGGCAGAAACAAAGGCUUGAUCUGCAAAACCCGUUGUACACUAAGACCAAUGGGAAGAAAAAGAACAAAAUUACUACCCAUAUUGAGAAUAAUAGAAAAAUGGUUAGUAAGCAUAUCAAGGAGAUUAACCAGCAUUCUAAUGAGUUGAUCUUAACACGCCAUUCAGACCUCUACUCGAGUUGUUUGUGUCCUUAUAAAUAUCAAGCGCGUAAAUCAGUGUAAUUAUUCAAUUCCAA
Molecule: messenger RNA, 795 nt
Organism: Moneuplotes crassus
Lineage: Eukaryota; Ciliophora; Spirotrichea; Euplotida; Euplotidae
Source: the annotation of a GenBank genome assembly